CAGGCUUCUCGGUGCCUCGAGGUCCUCACCUGUGAGAUGGGGGUGAUGAUUGCCACUGCAUAGGGCGGCCGUGAGGGUUCAGCCAGUUAAAUGUGUCUGAUGUCCCCAUCAGGCCACCUGGCACAUGUGUGGUGAUGGUCAACCCUUUAGUGGGCUCCAGUGUUCUUGGCCUGGAAGUGUGAGCUGAGUGAGUUGCCCCAGGUCUUAGCUGGUUCAGGCAGACUUCAGGUCCCAUGUCUCCCAGGUGCUCCCAUAGCCCUGCCCUUGGGGACAGAGCCCAAGCCUGUUUCCUUUCCCCAGCCACCUGCUGGGCCCCCAGGAUGUUCUUGGCUGCUGGCCAGGUGGACAUCACCAGGAGAGGGUGAGGGUCGAAGGGCAAUAGUCCUAGGCUCCAGACCUGUGUCUAUAAGAAGCACGGUCGAGGGCAGGGGCUGGGGAAGCCAGGCGCCCAGGAGACUCCAUUGUGUCUGAGACAAGGGCUUUAGGACCCAGAAUGCAUCCCCGUGUGCCUGGAGCCCACCCGCCCUGCAGGCUUGCCUGCCAGCCCCUUAGCAUGCCAGUGCCCAGGCCGGCUCAAGCCCCAGGCUCUUCUGCUGAAAGGCCCCAAGGCUACUUGGCAGUCUGCCCUCUUGGAGCAGCUCCAGGCCUGGCUUGUGGAACUGAAUGGGGCUAAGGGGCCCGUGGGCUAGGCCUCGAAUCACGGGCUGCCAGUGGCCUGAGGGGCCCAGGCAUCACCGGACAGAGAGGCCCGUGGGCCACGUGGCAGAGGCAUCGCUUCUGAGAACCUCGCCUGUGCCAGACCCUGGCCUGGGCCCACGGAGGCCACAUGCUGUAGGUAGCACUAGCUCCGUGUCGGGAAGCUCCCAGGUGUGUCCCAGAGAGCAAAGGGACUCUGCCCAGACCGCGGCCCCUGGCCCGCCGUUCCCGUUUCGCAGACCGGCCAGUUCGUGCUGCGGCCUCCUGGCGUCAUCUGCGGAGAACAUGUCCAGGCCCCCUGAGUGCCUGCUGCGGCUGCGCCGGGGAGCCCCGAGGCAGCGCGUCUGCACCCUGUUCAUCAUCAGCUUCAAGUUCACGUUUUUCGUCUCCAUCAUGAUCUACUGGCACAUCGUGGGAGAGCCCAGGGGCCAAAGAGAGUUCUCUAACUUGCCUGCCGACGUCCCCUGCCCCCGACUGGGGCCCCCUACGCUGCUCUCCAGCACCCCGCCUCCGGGCAACAUCUUCUUCCUGGAGACGUCAGACCGGACCAACCCCAACUUCCUAUUCAUGUGCUCGGUGGAGUCGGCCGCCAGGGCCCACCCCGGGUCCCGGGUGGUGGUCCUGAUGAAGGGGCUACCCGGCGGGAACGCCUCCCUGCCCCGGCACCUGGGCCUUUCGCUCCUGGGCUGCUUCCCCAACGUCCACCUGCUCCCGCUGGACCUGGAGGAGCUGUUCCGGGACACGCCGCUGGCGGCCUGGUAUGCGGCCCGUCAGCGCCGCUGGGAGCCCUACCUGCUGCCCGUGCUCUCCGACGCCUCCCGGAUCGCGCUCCUGUGGAAGUUCGGCGGCAUCUACCUGGACACGGACUUCAUCGUCCUCAAGAGCCUGCAGAACCUGACCAACACGCUGGGCACCCAGUCCCGCUACGUCCUCAACGGUGCCUUCCUGGCCUUCGAGCGCCACCACGAGUUCAUGGAGCUGUGCAUGCACGACUUCGUGGCCCACUACAACGGCUGGAUCUGGGGCCACCAGGGCCCGCAGCUGCUCACGCGGGUCUUCAAGAGGUGGUGCUCCAUCCGCAGCCUGGACGAGAGUCACGCCUGCCGUGGCGUCACCGCCCUGCCCUGCGAGGCCUUCUACCCCAUCCCCUGGCAGGACUGGAAGAAGUACUUCCAGGAGGUCAGCCCCGAGGAGCUGCAGCGGCUGCUCAAGGCCACCUACGCUGUCCACGUGUGGAACAAGAAGAGCCAGGGCACGCGCCUUGAGGCCACGUCCCGGGCGCUGCUGGCCCAGCUCCAUGCCCGCUACUGUCCCACGACGCAUGAGGCCAUGAAGAUGUACUUGUGAGGGGCCCGCCGGGCCCCCCUCCCCGCACCACCAGGCGCCCUGACGGAGAAGGGCUCCCGGCCACCUUUCCUGGCGCGGGCGAGACUGGAGGGCCCGGGAGAGGGAGCCCGGAGCUGCUGCAGCCUCGGAUUCGGACAGGCUUGGGGGAGCGUGGGGAGCUGUUGGCCCCAGAGGUGUGCUGGAGGAUGCGCUGCAGGCCCCCGGAUCCACUCCCUUCAGGGUGAGGCCGGUGGGACACCCCCAGGCCGGUGUGCUUUCUCAGGGUGGAGGCAACAAGUGGGGGGGGAGGGCAGCCGGAAUCAGCUGGAGUGAGCCAGGGGAGCAUCUGGGUCUUCCGGACAACACACCAGAGCCGUGCGCGUCAAAGCGGCUCCCAGGACGUCACAGGGAGGCCAGGCUGCUGGGGGCCGAGGUGCCCACAAAGAGAACAUGGAUGGAGAAGCCCCAGAACAGGGGUAGGAAGGAGAGGGGAGCUCCUGAGGGAAGGGGGGAGGCCGCAGGGGUGCACGCCCAGCCUCAUGAGCCUGGGUUGGGGGGGCAGGGUGCUUUGCUCUUCUCUGCCUUUGGUUUCUUCUUCAGAGGAGCGGGCCUGGGGAGCCCUCUGCGGGAGGCUUGCCUGCUCGCCCCGUUCUCUCUCCUUUCCAGAGACGUUGCAGGGGUGCCGUGUGCCGGGCCGGCCACUCCAGGGCGUGGCGGCGUGGAGUUCUUUUGGCUCAGGAAAAGCAUUUUAAGAAAACCACCCCCCUCCCUGCCCACAAUACACACGGGAUAAUAAACAUAAUAAAAGCAACUCCUUGACUCCGAGUGCUUGGUGGUUGAUAAAAGGAAUCCACU
Leptonychotes weddellii (Weddell seal) is the source of this 2877-nucleotide messenger RNA. The record is from RefSeq and is a predicted model, not a curated record. Lineage: Eukaryota; Metazoa; Chordata; Mammalia; Carnivora; Phocidae.